Cajanus cajan (pigeon pea) is the source of this 2778-nucleotide messenger RNA. RefSeq names its product rhamnogalacturonan I rhamnosyltransferase 1. NCBI's taxonomy places the organism in Eukaryota, Viridiplantae, Streptophyta, Magnoliopsida, Fabales, Fabaceae. The record is from RefSeq and is a predicted model, not a curated record. Gene Ontology annotation, cellular component: cytoplasm.
CCCAUUUAUCUUCUUUUUAUAUCAACUCUUUCCAUUUCCUUCUCCACUUCUCUUCUCCGGCCACCCUCGCCGGAAUCUUACCGGAAAAUUAUAUUUCCCAUCUUCCAAAUUCACCUCUUUCACCAUUGCUGUUUAACACAGCUCAAAACACUCUUUUUAUAUCUUCUUCUCUUCUGUUCUGUGUUGCUAUUCACUUCAGCAAUGCAAUUGAAAACCUGCGAAUUUUAGACCCAUUUGAGGGAAUUUCAAUUUAAAUUCACAUUUUUCCUUCUGGCCCUUCAUUGAAGACCGAAGAGUUAAGUUCACGCCACUGAUUUGGGUGUAAGCAAUAUUUAAGGGAGAAAAAAAGGAAAUGAUGCUGAGGUGGGCAAGGGUGUCUGAUGGAAAAGGUGAUCACUGUGACAGUGAGGAGAUGGAGAUGGGUUUCAAUGUUUUAGGUGGUGAUGAAAUUGUGAAGUCCAAGAGGUUGAUUGUGAGGCCUAGGAUCAAGGUGUGGAUGGCUCGUGCCAUCACUACAGUCAUACUUUGGACUUGUGUGGUUCAGCUGAUGGCAAUUGGGGAGUUAUGGGGGCCAAGGUUGUUGAAGGGCAUGCCUUAUUGUUUCAGCCACCAAGAUGAUGCAUCUCAAGCCGUGGCAAAGGCUUAUAUUCCAGCCAAGGUUGUGCUCCCACCAAAAAGGAUCCAUAAGAAUAAUGGUUAUCUUAUGGUUUCAUGCAAUGGAGGACUCAACCAAAUGAGAGCAGCAAUAUGUGACAUGGUUGCUAUUGCAAGACAUUUAAAUGUUACUCUUAUAGUUCCAGAGCUGGAUAAAACAUCUUUCUGGGCCGAUCCUAGUGAAUUCCAAGACAUAUUUGAUGUAGAUAAUUUCAUUGGAUCCUUAAGAGAUGAAGUGAGAAUAUUAAAGCAACUACCACCUAGGCUCAAGAGAAGAGUUGAACUAGGAUUAUACUACUCAUUGCCACCAGUUAGCUGGUCUGAUAUUUCAUACUAUGAAAAACAGAUCCUUCCUCUUUUACUGAAACACAAGGUUGUGCACCUAAAUAGAACCGACGCUCGACUUGCGAAUAAUGGACUACCUCUGAAGAUUCAAAGGCUGCGAUGCCGAGUGAAUUUUAAUGCUCUGAGGUUUACUUCCCAAAUAGAGGAACUCGGUAGAAAGAUAGUCAGAAUUUUGAGGGAAAAGGGACCCUUCCUUGUGCUUCAUCUUAGAUAUGAGAUGGACAUGUUGGCCUUCUCCGGAUGUACUCAUGGUUGUGACCACAGGGAGGUGGAGGAACUCACAAGAAUGAGAUAUGCUUAUCCCUGGUGGAAGGAAAAAGUCAUUAAUUCUGAGCUCAAGAGGCAAGAUGGUCUAUGCCCUUUGACACCUGAGGAAACUACACUAAUACUGACAGCUUUAGGCAUUGAUCAAAGUAUUCAAAUUUACAUUGCUGCUGGAGAAAUAUAUGGUGGAGAGAGAAGGAUGGCAAGUUUACAAGCAGCUUUUCCUAAUCUUGUGAGGAAGGAAACUCUGCUGGAACCUUCAGAUUUGAUGUAUUUUCAAAACCACUCAUCACAAAUGGCUGCACUGGAUUACCUUGUGUCUCUAGAGAGUGAUAUAUUCGUUCCAACAUAUGAUGGGAACAUGGCUAAAGUUGUUGAAGGCCAUAGAAGAUUUUUAGGCUUCAAAAAGACUAUAUUACUUGAUAGAAAGCAUUUGGUGCGCCUCAUUGACCAAUACGCCAAAGGGUCAUUAAGCUGGGAUGAGUUUUCCAUUAUGGUGAAGAAAACUCAUGCCAAUAGGAUGGGAAGUCCCAAAAGUAGAGUUGUCAUCCCUGACAGACCCAAAGAAGAAGACUACUUUUAUUCCAAUCCUCAGGAGUGUUUGGAAUCGCAAGAUGAACCAUUCAGCAGCACAUGAUCUUAGCUUAGCUAACACGUGCCUCCUCUAUUUAUACUCUUUCCUCCAUCACAAGUCAAUGCCAAAUGUAAUUUACUCGAAGGAGAGGGCCUGAUAAUUCUGUACACAAAUUAACACAAAGAACUGUGCGCAUGCCUUCCUCAAUUGUUUCUCGUUAAACAUUAUUAAGAGUUUGUUUGGAUACAAAUUUAAAAAAGCUUUUGAGAAGUUUUUCAAUGAAAAAAAUUUAUUUAUUUUUAGUAGAGAAGCUCUGAGAAACUCUUCUAUACUUGUAUCCAAGCAAAUUCUUAGAUAAAUUGGCUUAAUUGCAUGUUGUGAGGAACAGGUUCUUGUGUAAAGCAACAGCAAAGUGGAGUUAUAUCUUCUACACUGUAAAGAAGAACAAAAGAUAUAGAGUACUUUUACUAUUAACUUUUUAUAAUAUCGAAGAUGGUUCUUCACCAAAUACUCAUUGCUGAGCCUUCAAAUAAUAGAUGUAAAAGAACAAAGCUGAAGUCUCUUCGAACCUUCUUGUCCAUUAAGAUAUUGACAUAUUGUAAUGGCUUUGUGCCGCAUAUGAUAGUUGUCUGAUUAUGUUUGUGGACCAAAAUAAGAUUAAGUGGGAAGACUCUAAAAUGGGGUGGCAAGACUCGAAAAUAGUUAGUUGAAGGUUAUUGGUGGGCCAAGAAUCAUGAUUAGCAUUAUAUAUAUUUUUGUAUCCUUAUGGAAAUAACAACUACUUUUGUGGUUUAGGCAGGACUAGAACAACCAACUUCAAACAAUUCUUGAUGGAGAGUAGAGACUCGUGGUGGAGAAGUGUCCUGUAUAUAUCAUAGAGUCCUUUAAUACGAGUAACCCAAAAAUAAAAUAAGUAAUCUCAAUAAAUAAAUAAAUAUAUA